This is a messenger RNA of Zingiber officinale, 3396 nucleotides long. RefSeq lists its product as uncharacterized. Gene Ontology annotation, molecular function: histone binding. The record is from RefSeq and is a predicted model, not a curated record. The transcript has 11 exons. Gene Ontology annotation, cellular component: nucleus. Bases 130 to 3105 code for a protein of 991 amino acids. Gene Ontology annotation, biological process: positive regulation of transcription by RNA polymerase II; DNA damage checkpoint signaling. NCBI's taxonomy places the organism in Eukaryota, Viridiplantae, Streptophyta, Magnoliopsida, Zingiberales, Zingiberaceae.
GAGCUAAACCCUUAUUUUCUGGUCACGCCUCUACCGUUGCUGGCGUCGGGUCGGGGGGUCGGGAACAAGGCGCUCGCCAGUCGCGACAUGGAGGCGACUUCCUGACGGCGGCGUUCCUAAUCGUUCAACAUGGCCGAUGGCGUAUAUCACUCCCCGCAGUUCUCUGAGAAUGCCGCUUGGCUCCCCGCAUGGCUUCAGCCAGAUUCAAACGACAGUCAUGAUAAUGAAAAGAGCAAUUCGUUGCUGCGCAGUGAGGAUUUGGUAUAUCCUCAAGAUGUUACAAUCAUUAGAAAGAACACCCAACCAUUUGGGGAACAUGCAAGAUAUGCAGAUUGCCUUUUACAUUUGUCUGGGGAUGAUGAGACUCCUGGAGGAUGUACUUCUGAAACACGGCUUCAUUUUCCUAUGUAUCUUUCCUCAUCUGGCAUUCCAGAUACCACUUCAAUUCAAUUAAAUGAAGCAAAUCAAGAUGGAAAGGAAAAAAUUUUAGUGCCAGUGUGGGAAGCUAACCCAGAAAUUGCAGUUAUACAAGGUGGAUCCAGUGGCCAGCCUCAAGCUGAGACUGGAGAAGCAGGGCAAAAUGUGUCACGGGUUGGCUGCACACUUGGUAUGCCUGAGAAUAUAAUUGGAAUACCAUUCAGCAAAAGUGACCAGGAAUAUUUGCCGGGAUGGAAGGGGAUUCGGGAGGUUCACAAGCUCGGGAAGGAUGAUGCACAUGAUACAGUCGAACUUUGUGUAGCUGCCUCAGAAGCAAUGGCAAUCUCAGAUGCCAUUAGCAGUGGUCCAUUUGAAAAUUUAACUGCUACAACUGUACUAGAAAUAGUUCUUCGUAUGAAAGAAAUGCGAAAAGCUUGUGACUUAGUUGUAGAGACUUGUCCAGCAUCAGUUGAUGAAGUUGAUGAGCUUGAUAACUUAUUUGAUAUUGAUGAACAAAUUAUGGAAUAUGCAUAUAAUGAUGUAGGCAUUUCUAUUGCUCACAUAGCUGAAUCUCCUAGGAAUAUGUGUAGUGUAAGAGAUUCUUCUCUGAAUAUAAGUGAUUCAAUUAUUGAAAGACACCAUCUGCAACCCAAUUCCUUGAGUGACACAAAUACAUACGUCUCAGAAACACUUUUUCAGUGUAUUAGAAAAGCAGAAAAACAGGAAUUUGAGGAUCAAGAGCCUGAUAAAAAUGAUAUAACAGUAAAAAAAUAUGAUUAUUCUGCUGCUGAUCCAAACACAUCUUCAGUAGUUUCAACCACAAAAAAAACAAGGUGCCUCCAAUCAUCUGGCCUGGCAGAUCAGCAUGGCCAGUCUAUAACUCAAAAACAAGUAGACAAGAAUCUAGAUGAUACGGCUAAAAAUAGGAAAGGUUCAGAGCAUGGGGAGAUUCUUCUGGAUGGUAACUUCUCCAGGAAAGUCAAAGCAUUUUCAAGAAAACACAUGAAAAAAUCACUUAAUUGGGAGACCAGCUACAUUUCUGAAUCAGAAGAUGGUAUGGAUGAGAACCAACAGGAACAGAUGGAGCAACUGAGAAAUGAGAUAAUUUCAUCUUCAAGCACGCCACUUCAAGUAUCUACUUCUGUUUGCAAAGGAAAAGUGCAUGAUUGGGAAGGAAUUAUCUCUUCACAUGAUCUAGUGCAGUCAUCCCACUUAUCAUUAGUGGAUCCAUUUAGUUCCUUUGUUCCGUGCAGUAUUGUAUCAAAUGAUGUUUCAAAACUUGAUGAUUGCAAUAAAGAAAUUGUUGGAGGGGAUAGUACAUCAUCUAAAGAAAGGUUCACUGGUGAAAUAUCUUCUAGUGGAAGGGUCACACUAUCACACUGUAAAGAGACUUUUCUGUCUUAUCAUUUAUCAGAGGAUGAAGAAUGUGAUCUUCCCAAGUUUAGUUUUUCCAACAAAAGAGUUUGCAAGCCACACAACAUUCUUAUGCCGUGCUUGACCUCUCCAAAGAAUAACAUAUUACCUAAUAAACAAAUUCAAUUGCAUACAGUUUCUGGAAAAAAAUCAGAGUUACCUUUUGCUGAACGAGAUGGUCCAAGGCAUAGUUAUAUUAUUGGAAGUAAGGAUCAGCAAGAUCUUAGACUCUCUCCUGUACUAGAGACUGAAUUUGAUAAGUUGGCAGCCAAUGAUAAGAAUGAGAAAAUAUUUGUUGAUAUUAAGAAACGUCGCUAUCAAGCUUGUCCAAAUGAUGAUGAUAAAAGUGACAAGAGAUGUUCAUUAUUGGAAAUGACCAAACAUCAAAGUUCUGCUAAGCGAGUUCAUUUUCUGGAUGCAAUAUGUAUGGACCAGAGUCAUGACUUAGAUCACAAAAUCAAUACCAGAUCCAAAUUGACUAACAAGUUUGAAGCUAGCAAGAAGAAUCACAAAAGUGGCACAAGUUGCAUAAGAGUUCCGAAAGAAAGAAUAUUGCAUGGGCUAGAAUUUUUAUUGACUGGAUUUCCUACUGAAAAGGAAAAAGAACUUGAGGCUUUGAUCUUUCUACAUGGAGGUUAUACUCUGGGAAAUGUACCAAGGGAAACACUAAGUUUAAGAAGAAAGUUGAAAGAGGACUUUAUAAUCAGGAUGCCUCCCAUUAUUCUCUCUCCAAAGAAGGUGAAAACAACAAAAUUUUUGUAUGGAUGCGCUAUCAAUACUUGGACCCUAGAAUCUAAAUGGCUUUUUGAUUCAGUUCAUUCUGGCUUCAUAUUGCCACCUUGGAAGUAUAUGACUCGACCCAUUCAAAUCACUCCAAGACAACUGAGGGUCAAAGAUCUACUCUGCAUCAAAAACAACUUCUUCAUCUUUAAGCAGCUGCAUGUAAUGCUUGAUGGAAAACUCAAUUUCUGCAGUAAAUUUUCCAGAAUCAUAAAGCAUGGUGGUGGUCGAGUAUUCAGCACUUUAUGCCAACUUACUGAAAGUUUAAAGGUUAAAGAAAAUACAAUAGGAGUUGUACUUGUCGAGAAUGGAGCUGGUGUUUCCCGUCAUCUAAAGCACUGUCUGUCUGAGUAUGAAAUAAAUGUAGUGCCAGUAAGCUGGAUCAUAAACUGCUUGUUUUCUGGUAAGCUGCUUCCUCUCAAGAAGCAUCACCAUGCUCCAUUCCAAAGAAUUAAAGUGCCAAAGUGCCCCGUGGACAUGAGCCAAGAGAUAUAGAAGUCAGUUCGCAAUUGAACUAUCUUGAUUUCUCUCCAACGAUUGGUUCUUAAUUUGAAUGACUUUCAAAUUUGCAUUUGAAACCUCGGCUGGGUUGAAGAACUUUGAACGGCGAAGAAAGUUUUGAGUAUUCCAUUUUUUUUCAGUUGAGCUUCAAAACAUCUCAUUGGAUCUAGUUCUUCAAUUGUAAUUUGUAUCCGUCAGAAUAAAAUAUCUUGCAUGUUACGGCCUUUGAUUUAACAAAGAUUCAUGUAGAAUUAAUGGGCAAUUGAGACUAGUUGUUCACUCCUA